AUGCCGGCGCGGGUUGGUGAAAACUGCGCAAGUGGUGCAGCGUCCAGUGCCUUUACCGCUGCCAACUCUGCUUUGGACUAUGAUGUGCUCAUCGUGGGCGCAGGCUUGAGUGGUAUCUACUCCCUGCACCGCAUGAGGGAACUAGGCCUGCGGGCUCGGGUGCUUGAAGCUGGGUCAGCCGAAGGCGGAACCUGGUUCUGGAAUCGCUAUCCUGGCGCCCGUUUCGACUCAGAGAGCUACUCCUACAUCUUCUCCUUCUCCCAGGAGGUCCUGGACGAAUGGGACUGGACAGAGCACUUUUCACCCCAGCCCGAGACUCUCAAGUAUAUCCAAUAUCUCACCAAAAAGUUUGAUUUGCACAAUGAUAUGCAAUUCGAUACCAGGAUCAAGAGCGCACACUUCCAGGCUGACAGCAACUCCUGGUUGUUGACCGACGAUACGGGCGCUACAUAUACUUCGCGGUACAUCAUAACUGCAAUGGGUAUUCUGAAUCAGCCAACUAUGCCGAACAUUCCCGGCGUUGACAGUUUCAAGGGUCAGUCGUGGCAUACGGCUCGCUGGCCAAGCGACGCGUCUGAGCUCAAGGGCAAGCGCGUCGGCAUCAUCGGAACCGGAGCCACCGCGAUCCAGACAAUCCAGGCGAUAGCAAACGACUUCGGGUCGCUUACGGUCUUCCAGCGGACGCCAAACUGGACCGCACCAUUGAGAAACACCAAGAUUGAUGCCGAGGAGAUGAAAGAAAUACGGCGUCGGUAUCCGGAAAUAUUCCGGCAGUGUCUCGAAUCUUAUUCGUGUUUCAUCCAUGUUGGGGACACAAAGACAACAUUCUCAAUGUCCGAAGAGGAGCGCAAUGCCCACUGGGAAGCCCUCUAUGCUCUACCUGGCUUCGCCAAAGUUCUGGGUAUCUCGGCUGAUAUCUACACUGACAAGGAUGCAAAUGCCCUGUACAGCGAGUUUCAUGCCAAGAAGAUUCGUGCCCGAGUCAAGGACCCCGUCGUGGCCGAGAAGCUGAUUCCGAAGAAUCACGGGUUUGGAACCCGGCGAGUGCCAUUAGAGAGCGGCUACUACGAAGUUUUCAAUCAGCCGAAUGUCAAACUUGUCGACAUCAAUGAAAACCCGAUCGAGAAAGUGUGCGACAGCGGUAUCCAAACGCGAGACGAACUGUUCGAGUUUGAUGUCCUGAUCUACGCGACCGGGUUCGACGCCGUGACCGGAUCUUUUGAUGCUGUUGAUUUUCAAGGGCUCAACGGGACAAAGCUUCGCGAUGUGUGGAAGGACGGCAUUCGCACGUUCCUCGGCCUCACUGUCAAAGACUUUCCCAACAUGUUCAUGAUUAUGGGCCCGCAUCAGAUGUUUGGCAACAUCCCGCGGAGUAUCGAGUAUGCUGUCGACUGGGUAGCGGCAUUCAUGAAUUAUGCCCGAGACAACAAUGUCCAAUUUGUCGAAGCAACGGAACAAGGCAUGGAGCUGUGGACAGAGCAUGUGCAUGAGUGUGGCAAGGGCCUCCUGGCCAAUGAAGUUGACUCGUGGAUGACGGGAGUCAACAAGAAUGUUGCUACAAAGCAAAAGCGUUCAAUGACGCGUUAUAACGGCCCUGCCCCGGGGUAUAGGAAACGCUGUGACGCAGUGAAGGAGAGGGAGUAUCAGGAUUUUAUAAUUAGAAAAGGGGCCACCAAUAUUUGA
Molecule: messenger RNA, 1683 nt
Organism: Thyridium curvatum
Lineage: Eukaryota; Fungi; Ascomycota; Sordariomycetes; Thyridiales; Thyridiaceae
Exons: 2
Coding region: 1-1683 (560 amino acids)
Source: RefSeq, a predicted model, not a curated record